AUUCGUGGAGCCAUGUUUUAUUAUUUUGAGGAUACAUAAAAAAUUUACUAGAAAUAUUUUUUGAAAAAUAAAUAAAUUCUUGAUUUUGAUAAGUUUUGUGUUAUGUAAUCACAAUGAUGAAAAAAAUUAUAAAGAAUUCUUUAAUUAAUAAUUUGGAUAUUUUUCUUACUUAUAAUAUGGAGUAUACAUUUUCUAAAAGAUUAUCACAGUUAACAGAAAAGCAACUUGAAUUAAUGAAAAAAAAAUUACCCCAAAAAAAACCAAUCAAAGGAGUAGACAAUAUCAUAUUAGUAGCAUCGGGCAAAGGUGGUGUUGGUAAAUCUACAGUUUCUGUGAACCUCGCAACUGCUUUAAAAUGUAUAGCUCCUGAUAAGGAAAUUGGUUUAUUAGAUGCAGAUGUUUUCGGACCAUGUAUACCACUUAUGAUGAAUUUACAAGAAACACCUUUGCUAAACGAUCAAAAUUUAAUGAUACCUCUUGUGAACUAUGGAGUAAAAUGUAUGUCAAUGGGUAACCUGAUUACAAAUAAUUCAGCAGCAAUUUGGCGUGGAUUAAUGGUUAUGAGUGCAAUUGAAAAAUUGAUUAGAGGUGUCGAUUGGGACCAUACUGAUUAUUUAAUAGUUGAUACACCACCUGGUACUGGAGAUACUCAUCUAUCACUUGCUCAAAAUCUUCCUUUAAAAGGAGUUUUGGUUGUUACAACUGGUCAGAAAGCUGCAGUCGAUGUUACCACCAGAGGUAUAUCAAUGUUUAGAAAAUUGAAUGUACCUAUUAUUGGACUUAUAGAUAAUAUGAGUGGAUUGAAAUGUACUAACUGUUCCCAUAUUAACAAAUUAUUUAGUAAUACUAUUCAAGAAUUUGCUUUGAAUGAAGGUAUCAAUUCAUUGUUUUCUAUACCUAUGGAACAAUCUAUUAUUGAUUCUUGUGACAGUGGACAACCUGUUGUCAUUUCUCAUCCCAAAUCAAAACAAGCUGAAAUAUUUAAGACAAUUGCUCAGUUUAUCAUAGAUUGUGAAAUUAAUUGUAUAAAUAAAAAACCUGUUAAUUAAGUUUAUAUUUUAAAUUUUCAGAUUAAAAAUGUUUAAAAAAAUUUAUUUCAUUUUUUUUUUUUUGUACUAGAUUCUUUGUUAAUAAGAUAUAGUGUUCAGUAAGUAAGAGAUUGGGUUUAUAUUGUUCUCAUUUGUAACAAUACACUUGUUUCCCUUAUUACUGAACACUAUAUAUUUAUGAUAAGAGUAACUUCUGGAUAGAUAAUUAUAGUUAGUACCAUUUAGUUGUACAUUGUUCAUAUUUUAGUUAGAUAAUUAUUAAGAAUACUAAAGUGUAAUUUUUUAACAUAAACCUCAUGAUUAAUUAAAUAUAAUAAUGUAGAUAAU
Messenger RNA from Daktulosphaira vitifoliae (grape phylloxera), 1376 nucleotides. RefSeq names its product iron-sulfur protein NUBPL (gene Nubpl). NCBI's taxonomy places the organism in Eukaryota, Metazoa, Arthropoda, Insecta, Hemiptera, Phylloxeridae. Bases 114 to 1049 code for a protein of 311 amino acids. Gene Ontology annotation, molecular function: ATP-dependent FeS chaperone activity; 4 iron, 4 sulfur cluster binding; ATP binding. Gene Ontology annotation, biological process: mitochondrial respiratory chain complex I assembly; iron-sulfur cluster assembly. The transcript is spliced from 8 exons. The record is from RefSeq and is a predicted model, not a curated record. Gene Ontology annotation, cellular component: mitochondrion.